AUGGAUUACCUGUUUGGGAUUGUAAUGCUGCUGUGCGGGGCGGUGCAGCUGGGAAGAGGUGUUGAGCCCAAGCACAACGUACCCAGGCUAAAGCUGUCAUACAAGGAGAUGUUAGAGUCCAGUAACCUCGUCACUUUCAACGGCUUGGCCAACAGCUCGAGCUACGACGCUUUCCUAUUGGACGAGGAGCGAGGGAGACUGCUGGUCGGAGCCGAGGACCACAUCUUCUCAUUCGACCUCGUCAACAUCAACAGAGACCACAAACAGAUUGCGUGGCCUGCCACCCCCUCGAAGCGGGAUGAAUGCAAGUGGGCCGGGAAAGACCUCGGGAAGGAGUGUUCUAACUUCAUCCGGGUCCUCCAACCUUUCAACCAGACCCACCUGUACAUCUGUGGCACAGGAGCCUUCCACCCCAUCUGUUCUUUUCUGGAAAUGGGCAAGAGGGCAGAGGAAAACAUCUUUCGACUGGCCUCGCAUUUCGAGAACGGCCGCGGGAAAAGCCCCUACGACCCCAAAAUGCUCUCGGCCUCGCUUCUGAUCGAUGGAGAGCUGUACUCUGGCACAUCUGCUGAUUUCAUGGGAAGGGACUUUGCUAUUUUCCGUACCCUGGGAGAUCAUCAUCCAAUUAGAACAGAGCAGCACGAUUCAAGAUGGCUCAAUGACCCCAGGUUCAUAGGCGUUCACUUGAUCCCGGAAAGUGACAACACUGAAGACGAUAAGAUCUUUCUGUUUUUCAAGGAGAACGCCAUGGACGGAGAGCACACUGGCAAGGCGACCAUCGCCAGGAUAGGACAACUGUGUAAGAACGACAUGGGAGGUCACAGGAGUCUGGUGAACAAGUGGACCACCUUCCUCAAGGCCCGGCUAAUGUGUUCAGUGCCAGGGGUCAACGGCAUCGAUACACACUUUGAUGAGCUGCAGGAUGUGUUUCUCAUGAGCUCCAAGGAUCCAAAGAACCCAGUCAUAUACGCAGUAUUCACCACAUCCAGUAACAUCUUUAAAGGCUCGGCGGUGUGCAUGUACAACAUGGCCGACAUCCGGAGGGUUUUCCUGGGUUCCUACGCCCACAGAGAUGGACCCAACUACCAAUGGGUGCCUUUCCAGGGGAGGGUGCCCUACCCCCGCCCGGGCACUUGCCCCAGCAAGACAUUCGGGGGAUUCGACUCCACCAAGGACCUCCCCGAUGAUGUCAUCACCUUCGCCAGGGGUCACCCAGCCAUGUACAACCCAGUGCACCCGAUAGGCGGGCGUCCCAUCAUGGUGCGAACCGACGUGGACUACCAGUUCUCCCAGCUGGUCGUGGACAGAGUGGAGGCAGAGGACGGACAGUAUGACGUCAUGUUCAUCGGGACAGACGUGGGCACGGUACUGAAGGUGGUGACAAUACCCAGAGAGAGCUGGCACGACCUGGAAGAGGUGGUGCUCGAAGAGAUGACCGUCUUCAGGGAGCCCACUCCCAUUACUGCUAUGGAGCUGUCCACCAAGCAGCAACAGCUGUACCUCGGCUCUGGCCUGGGCGUGUCGCAGAUGUCUUUACAUCGCUGCGAGGUGUACGGGAAAGCCUGCGCAGAGUGCUGCCUGGCCAGAGACCCUUAUUGCGCCUGGGACGGCAGCGAGUGCUCGAGAUACUUUCCUACCGCCAAGAGGCGAACCAGACGACAGGACAUCAGAAACGGAGACCCUCUCUCCCAAUGCUCAGACCUUCAGCAUCACGACGACACGGACGGCGUAGGAGGCGGCGUGGAGGACCGCGGUGUGUACGGCGUGGAGAACAGCAGCAUGUUCCUCGAGUGCAGCCCAAAGUCUCAGAGAGCACUCACGUACUGGCAGCUGCAGAAGCCCGGCGAGGACCGCAAGCACGAGAUCAAGCUAGACGACAGGGUGCUGCGUACAGACCAGGGCCUGCUCAUACGCAGUCUGACCCAGUCCGACUCGGGUACCUACCACUGCCAGGCCGUGGAGCACGGCUUCAUCCAGACCCUCCUGCGCCUCAACCUCCAGGUCGUCCCUGUCCAGAAACUGGGUGACAUCCUACCCCGACUUCCCGGCGCAGGAGGCGGGGUCGGUCACUCUCCCAAGCACAGGCUGUGGUAUCGCGAUUUCCUGUCUCUCUUGGACCACCCAGACCUCAACAGCGUGGAAGAGUUUUGCGAUCGAGUUUGGAAGAAAGAACGCAAACAGAAGAGGGUGAAGACGCCCAACGGGAACAGUCAGGGUAAACCCGACGGCACCGGCGGUUCAAACCCUGCGCUACGGCCUAAAGCUUUAGCUCCCAACGCCCAGAAGCAGCAAGCCAGUCCACCGCAGAGCAGGCCAGGGCCCCAGGCUGGAGGGCCGACGGUGGAAGGGUCGGCGCGAAACCAGACUCUCCAGAAAGCUCAACCAAAUCUGGGUAUGUUGAGUGUCCAGACACCUAAGAACAAUCAGAAGACGCAGAGCGGCCAGAAGGGGCAGGGCAGCCAGGCUGGUUCUCAGGCUGCGGGGGGGUCUAGGGCGAGCAGCCAGCACACAGCCAAGUGGAGACGGAUGCAGGAAAAUAAGAAGGGACGCAACAGGAGGACCCACGAGCUUCAAAGACCCCCGCGAAGCGUUUGAGAAAGAGGGGAAAAGAAAAGAAAAAAAAGCACAGAGAUGCACACAUGCAACCAGAUCUACACA
Cyclopterus lumpus (lumpfish) is the source of this 2658-nucleotide messenger RNA. It is a transcript of the gene sema3aa, whose product is annotated as sema domain, immunoglobulin domain (Ig), short basic domain, secreted, (semaphorin) 3Aa. Bases 1 to 2595 code for a protein of 864 amino acids. NCBI's taxonomy places the organism in Eukaryota, Metazoa, Chordata, Actinopteri, Perciformes, Cyclopteridae. Gene Ontology annotation, biological process: negative regulation of axon extension involved in axon guidance; negative chemotaxis; motor neuron axon guidance. Gene Ontology annotation, molecular function: chemorepellent activity; semaphorin receptor binding; neuropilin binding. The record is from RefSeq and is a predicted model, not a curated record. The transcript is spliced from 17 exons.